AUGACGUUGAGCAGUAUCUUGCGCUCCGCCAUAAAAUACAAACCCUCCUCCGCCGCCGCCAAACUCUUCUCCGCUUCCGUUUCAGGUGCUGCUUCUCCUCCUAUUCGAGAAAUCAAUGAUGCAGAAUCGUUGGGGAAGAAGAACAAGACAUGUGACUUACCAAGGCUCCCAGUUUUACCCCAUACUGCGAGGCCAUUGUCUCGGGAAAAAGGAAUGUGGCUUUUCUCCAUCCAAGUGGGUUACAUGGACAAAUGCGAAAGAUCCGAAACUCUCAAAGAAUGUAAUCAAAUGAUAAAAAGAUGCAUACAGAGGGCUGGGAUUGCUACUAAUGAAACAGGUUCCGCUACACAAAUGGAAGCGGCUUUGAUAAUAUUUAAGUCAAUGAAGGACUGGGGUUUGCCGCUUGAAGAGGAAACUUAUGGUCCAUUACUUGAAUAUCUUAUUGACAAGCAGAUGUUAGAUUAUUUUCACAAUUUCCUCGAGGUUAUUGAGAAUGAAAACCCUUCUUCAUGUUCAAGAAUAAGACACUAUCAGAAGUUGUUCUUGAGGAAACAGUAUGAUAAACUUGUUCAAGAGCAGUAUGAUGCCUUUGUGAGUUAUGAUGGAGAUCCCAAGUCACUUCUACCAGAGCCAACGGAGGAUAUUUUGUUGGUGCUUUGUGGAAGUGGCCAGACGAAGGAUUUUGUGCAGCUAUUAGAUAGUACGGACAUCACAAAGUUCUCAUCAGUAGAUGUUGCACGUGUCUCUAGAUGCUUUGAAAGGCUCCUAUUGGAGUCUACUGCAGAGAAGGUUCUUCUGGAAUUUAAAGCAUGUGACUGUGCAGCAGGGAAUACUUCAAUCUUGAUUUAUCGCUAUGUUCUUGGCAUUCCAAAUUUAACGGUUGAGGAUGUAAUGUCAAAAUUUAAAAACUUGCACAGAAAACUUGAGGUGACACCUUCGUCUGUGUCAUAUGAGAAGCUUAUCAUCUACUGUUGCGAUUCGCUUGAGGUGCAUGUGGCUCUUGAGCUGGUGGAUGAGAUGAUUGAACUGGGUAUGACAUGUUCGUUGGAGACAUUACACUCCAUUUUACAAGCUAGUACUGAGAAUUGUGACUUUAAUCUGGUUCUCCAAAUCCAUUCUGUGAUUAGCCGACGCAAUUUAAAACCAAAUAGCGAAACUUUCAGGAGGAUGAUAGAUCUAUGUGUGAGAGUGAAUGAUUAUAGCAUGCCGAGUGACUUGGAUCAAAUGCCCAUAGGUGCAAGGUACAAAAUUGUAAAGGCUGGAUAUUUCCGAGAGAAGAACAAGUCCCGUUGGUUAAAGGUUCUUAAAGAAAUGAAAGAAGCAGAUGUAAAACCAGAUGAUCGGAUUUUCAGCCUUCUAUUACACUAGGAAAAAGAGUACUUACCCUUGUUGCUAGCCGAGAAGGGCAUAUUCCAGUAGAGCUUAAAUGCGGUUUAAAGCGUGCUGGUCCAUUCCCUUUCUUCUUCAU
Fragaria vesca subsp. vesca is the source of this 1468-nucleotide messenger RNA. RefSeq names its product pentatricopeptide repeat-containing protein At4g04790, mitochondrial-like. The transcript has 10 exons. Bases 1 to 1368 code for a protein of 455 amino acids. The record is from RefSeq and is a predicted model, not a curated record. Lineage: Eukaryota; Viridiplantae; Streptophyta; Magnoliopsida; Rosales; Rosaceae. Gene Ontology annotation, molecular function: protein binding.